Molecule: messenger RNA, 676 nt
Organism: Poecile atricapillus (Black-capped chickadee)
Lineage: Eukaryota; Metazoa; Chordata; Aves; Passeriformes; Paridae
Gene: NCBP2AS2
Product: NCBP2 antisense 2 (head to head)
Exons: 1
Coding region: 46-300 (84 amino acids)
Source: RefSeq, a predicted model, not a curated record
GCGUGUGGGGGCGCUCUGGCGCGUGGUCUCGCGAGAGCGGCGGCCAUGGCGCUGCUGCGGGCUCUGCGGCUGCUGCUCUCCAGCCCGCGGCUCGUGGAGCGGCUGUCGGAGUCGCGGCCCAUCCGCGCCGCCGCCCGGCUCACCGCCACCGCCCUCACCCGCGGCCAGCGCGACCUGGCCCCGCGCCUGCUUCGCCUGCGCGACGCCUUCCUCGCCGAGCUCAAGGACGGCGCCCGCGCGCGGGGCUGGCCGUGGCCGCGCGGGCCGGGCCGCGGCGGCCGCCCCGGAUCAGCGCCGUGAUCGCAGCUUGGAGCGGGAGGCAGCUGCGGACAGCGCCUGGGAGGAGACGGGAACCGCCGCCGCUUCCCUGCGCCGAGCGCACGGAGCGCGUUGGAACCGGCGGGUGAAGGACCCCGGGCGGUGCCCGGGCUGAUGGCGAGCUGCGGACUGGACGGUGCGUUUCAUAUCGCAUGGCCUGGAGCGACUCCUCGGGAAAGCAUGAACACGGGAAGCUGCUCCUCAUCGGUUUCAUGGAUUUCCAUUUCAGAGACAGUAUACACGUUCCAUGGGUCUCAGGAACAAGCAGACUCACUUUAUAAUCACCUACAAUGCUGUGAAGGUUGUCACUAUAAAUGCUCAAUAAGAAACUUGAAAUAAAAUCACAGUUCUCACGGAA